UCCUCGGCACUCGCCGUCCCUCCUCUCCCCGACACCUCCGCUGCAGGACAGCUGCUGCUUCUUCUUCUUCUUCUUCUUCUUCUUCUUCUUCUUCUUCUUCUUCUUCUUCUUCUUCUUCCAGCCUGCUUCUGGCUUCAGGAGUUUCUUCUUCUCGUGCUUCUUGGAUGGUGGAGCGUCGAUCAUGCCCUCCGACUUCCUGACGCCGUUCCUGGAGCUGGAUGAGGAGUUCUGCAAGAGUUUCCGCGGCCCGGAGGCGACAGAUGGCCCGUCGGCAACGCAACGGCAGCAGCGAGUGCUGGGCUUCCAGCGGCGCCACUCCCUCUGCCCCGUCACUCUGCCCAACUCCAAGUUCAACAGCGGGGCGGCGGCCGGCGAGGCGGCCUGCUGGGGGCCCGGCGCCGCCUUCGGCCAGCUGCCCCGCUCCGCCCUCAGCCACAUCCCCUUCAGGGUGGACCGCUCCGUCAGCAUGAUCGAGGGCUGCGGCGUUCUCGCCGGCGGGGAGGACAAGACGGCCAACCUGUCCCCGCCGCCGCCGCUGCUGCCGCCGCCCGGCCUCUGCGUCAGCGGCGGCUCCCUCUCCUCCUCCGCCGCCUCCUCGCCCUCCAGGCUCCCCCCUCCCCCCCCUCACUUCUCCACCAGGUACAAGACCGAACUGUGCCGGACCUACGAGGAGAGCGGCGCCUGCAAGUACGGCGCCAAGUGCCAGUUCGCCCACGGCCUGGACGAGCUGCGCGGCCUCAGCCGGCACCCCAAGUACAAGACGGAGCCGUGCCGCACCUUCCACACCAUCGGCUUCUGCCCGUACGGCGCCCGCUGCCACUUCAUCCACAACGCCGACGAGCUGCAGGCGGGGCCGGCCGCCGCCGCCGCCGCGCCUCCUCAGCGGCUGAAGCCGCGGCCUCCGCUGCUGCGGCACAGCCUCAGCUUCGCCGGCUUCUCCACGGCGCCUCACGCCUUCCAGCCGGUGGAGGCGUCGCGGCCGCCCUCGCUGCUCUUCACCCGGGCGGCGUCCGUCUCGCCGCCCCCGUCCUCCACGGGCAGCCCGGAGCUCCUCUCGCCCCUGUUCCCCGAGCCGGGCUCCCUGAAGCACUGCCCCUUCUUCAGCGGCGUCGGCGACCUGGCGGGCGACGGCGGAGACUCGGCGCUGCGCUUCUUCGCCGUGACCGACUCCGUGGCCUCCAGAUGCCCCGGCUCCACUUUUAAAAGCCCCGGCCUGCCCCUCCACCUGCCGCGGCAGCCGCCGGCGCCCCCGGGCGUCCGCCCCGGCCUGCAGCGCUGCUCCUCCGCCGACUCGCUCUCGGAGGAAGGCUACACCUCCUCCUGCUCCCUCAGCUCGUCGCCCGGCGGCGCCGAGUCGCCGGGCCUGGAGGGCCGCCGCCUGCCCAUCUUCAGCAGCCUGUCCGUGACGGACGAGUAGGGCGGAGUUUUACUGCCAGGCCGCCUCGGGCCGGGCGGAUGUCUGGACCCAGACACCAGGUCCAGGCUGCUCCCUGAGUCCGGCCCAGUAAACGUACCUAUCUUUGUGCAUAUUGCAUCUGUCGUCCCAGCAGCAGUACUGCUGCUCCGUGUUCGUCCAGUUUUCGCUGACCUCCAGUCUUUCUGUUGUUAUGAUUUAUCGGGAACUCUUGGUCUGAUAUUUACUGCUGUAUACUGUUGUAUACCUGAUUGUGUAGAACCUGCGGGCUGCGCCGCUCCGCUCGGCGUUCCGGCUGGAACUCUUGUGCUCCCUGUUUUCAGGAGGACUUUGAUAUCAGUGCUGUGCGCCACUUUUCUUUUUCUUCCCUCAUUCUGUUCUCGGUUCUUUUUCUGGUUUUUGUUUUUGUUCUUUGUUGCUCACGGUCAUAUUGAGGAGCUGAAUCCUGUAGGCUGCCACUGGCUGAUUGAUUAAUUGAUGAAUGGACUGCCGGUAUGGCUGCGGCCAUCUGAUUGUAUUUGUCGCCUGACAUGAAUUAAACUGCCUUAGCAAGAAAACUGGCACAAAUGUAGGAAAGCCCCAGACUCUAGUCACCAAAGUUACCCAUGUUAGACCGCUAACCUGCUAGUACUGCUGACUCAUAGCAUUAGCCGUGCCAGGUGUUACCAUUAUUAAUAGCGUCACUGUUUUUUUAGACUUAUUUAUUAUACGAGUUGUUUUGCUUCGUGAUGCCUUUAGAAAUUACGCUUUACUUUAUGCAUUCAUGUUGUCCGCCUGCUUUGUGUUUACACAAUCCCGUAGCUUUAAGGGGGCCGGUGGAGAGGGGGGAGGGAGGGGGAGGGACGUAGACAUUUUGGCAUUCUGUAUUCAUGUUGCCUUACCGGCUGAAUCAGGACUCGCUCAGGUCUCUGCAGCGAGUCGACUCUCCUCUCCAUCGCGCCCGACUGUAACGACCACGUCUCCGGUGUCCGUCUCAGCACAGUUUGACGACCGUCACACCUGUCGUGGAGUUCACCGCUCGGAAGUGCCGUCUUCCCCGGGGUCUCGCUCCAGGGAGACUCUGCCGUGCAGUGAAGAGGCGGCGUUUCGUUGUGUUUUUGGUGAAGAGGCGGCGUUUGGUUGAGUCCCCGGUUGGCUGGACGGACUGGCCUCGGUUGGCUUGAUGACAAUGUGUUUGCAGACCGACCUGUGUUGCACGCCGGCUCGCGGCCGGCUAACUGUUCCAGCUGGGGGGGAAAUCAUGACUGUCCGGCGGAUUCGGACCAGGCUCUCCGUCGCCUGCCUCUGAUUCGCUCCCUGUUGAUUUGACUUUACCCAGCGCGCUGUUUUUGUAACUUUUGUUAACUUAAGGUCUUAUUUAUUUUGUUUUUUAAAGGCAAAAACCUAUAUUGUGUUGUUUGAUAUUGCAUUUUUUCUUGUUUUACGUAAUUUAAGUUUACAUUCCAUGGAUGAUGUUGAUAUGUCUGCUCUUUAUCUUAAUAUAUGUCCAUCUUUAUUUCAAAUAAAGGUCAAUG
This is a messenger RNA of Salarias fasciatus (jewelled blenny), 2928 nucleotides long. Its product is annotated as mRNA decay activator protein ZFP36L1. The record is from RefSeq and is a predicted model, not a curated record. The transcript is spliced from 2 exons. NCBI's taxonomy places the organism in Eukaryota, Metazoa, Chordata, Actinopteri, Blenniiformes, Blenniidae. Gene Ontology annotation, molecular function: mRNA binding; metal ion binding. Bases 182 to 1417 code for a protein of 411 amino acids.